AUGGACGCUCCCAACAAUACUUCUCAACCUCAGGACCCCCAAGUCGAUGUCCCUAAGGAGAACAGUCCUCCUCCAGCCUAUACACCGCGAAGAGUCCCUGUCACUGAUUUCACUGCCAUGAUGGCCAGAAUUAUUCAAGAGAGGCGGGAUACUCUCCCUAACUUGGGUGGGAAUAUCCCACACCCUCAGCCCCAACAAACCACGGGCACUUCCCUGCUUUCUGAUACUGUGGAUGAUGACCAAGACGAGACAUCUGAGGGAAGCUCACCCAUAAGCCUCAAGAUCGACACAUCUGUCAAUGUUUCACGAAACAACAACAUCGUGUGCCUGACAGCUACUCCCGCGGAACAGGCCAAUGCUAUAGCCAAGGCCGUCGUGCAAGCUUUACACGAGGGAAGCUCUGGCCGUUGCGGCAUUCCGAUGAUUGACGAGUCUGGCUGCCCUCGACCCUUGAGUAUCCAGGUUGCUGCGGGUCUGAAUGUUGAGGGAACAGGUAAUGUCAUCGGAAGCCGAGAUGUUAUCGGGGGUCUCAUCCAGAAACGCGCUGGAACUUCACUUCCACUUGAUCCGGAUGAUGAGGAAGACUUGGCCCCUACUAAGAGACGGCGAACAAGUUAUUAA
Fusarium musae is the source of this 621-nucleotide messenger RNA. RefSeq lists its product as uncharacterized. The record is from RefSeq and is a predicted model, not a curated record. Lineage: Eukaryota; Fungi; Ascomycota; Sordariomycetes; Hypocreales; Nectriaceae. The coding region runs from base 1 to 621 and encodes 206 amino acids. The transcript has a single exon.